This is a messenger RNA of Rhinolophus ferrumequinum (greater horseshoe bat), 4032 nucleotides long. It is a transcript of the gene TFAP2A, whose product is annotated as transcription factor AP-2 alpha. Lineage: Eukaryota; Metazoa; Chordata; Mammalia; Chiroptera; Rhinolophidae. The transcript is spliced from 8 exons. Gene Ontology annotation, cellular component: nucleus. The record is from RefSeq and is a predicted model, not a curated record. Gene Ontology annotation, biological process: anatomical structure development; regulation of transcription by RNA polymerase II; regulation of cell population proliferation. Gene Ontology annotation, molecular function: DNA-binding transcription factor activity, RNA polymerase II-specific; RNA polymerase II transcription regulatory region sequence-specific DNA binding. Bases 1107 to 2555 code for a protein of 482 amino acids.
CCCUGCUUUGGCUAUUUUUCUUCUUCUUUUUUUUUUUCUUUUUGGCAUUUGAAGUGGGAAAGCCAGGCGUGAAGGUCUGUGAGGACGCAGUGGCGGGGGUCUUGUCUUCACUUGAAAUCAGAACCUGGUUUUAUGUGAACGUUGUGUCACCGUCCCUUUCCCCCGUUCUUUCUGUAGACUAUUUGAAAUCUCACUCGUUUCCCGGGCCCUUCCUUUUCGUCCGACCCCGCUCCCCGCCCCCCAUGGGGCAAGGGGUGACAUCCCACCGGGACGCGCGCUUCUCUGGGGACUCCUGUGGUGCGCAGUGCAGGGCGCAGACACCCACGUCAGACCAGCUGCUUUGUUUUCAGGAUGGGGGAACCUUUGAGAACUAGUCGGGGUGAAACUCUGCCCCUAAGUCUCCGAGGGUUUAUUGUCCUGGUCGCCGCAGUAGCCCGGGGCUCGGGCAUUCACUUUCGCGAAGGCCGAAACCCAGCUUCCAGCGCCGAGUCCGAACUUCCACGCCGCGCUAGGUGCCUAUGGGACCUAGGUGGGAGGCGAUGAAUUUGCACCCCAAGAGAGAGACCCUGUGGGGGCGCAUGUGAAUGUGUGUGUGAGGCAGAAAAGGAAAACAGAAACGAGACGAGGAAGAGAAUAGAGUGAAGGCUGUUUCAAUAACUUUGACUGCGGUGGGAGAGCGCCGGAGCAGGGAUUUCGGGUUUCCGAGCCGGAUUGGGGCUGUCUAAUUAUGUCGGGGCUCUGCAGAGACACGCAGGAGGCGAGGUGCCGCUUGUUCUGACAACCCGGCGGGCAGACUGGCAGCGGCGGCAGCCUUGCCGCGCUGGGAGAGAGCGAGCAGUGUCAUCAGGGGGGGCGUCGGGCGGGAGUGGCCCAGCCAGUCGGACGGGUUUGUGCCGGGAGCCGGGAGCCCGUGCCAGCAGCGCCCAGGCUGGGCCGCCUCGCAUCUCUGCCUGCCCCGGGCCGCGUCCGGGCUCCGGUCCCCGAGCCCCUGCCCUGGAGAGCCGAGGGCGGGGCGGCAGCUGCCGCAGAGAGCACAGCGCAGGGUGUCCGAGGGAAACUCGCUCCGCGGCGGAGGCGAGGGCCGGUCCGGGGAGGGGCGCCGAGUUAUGGAGGAGCGGCGCGGCAGCCGGCAGCAGAAUCCCAAGUCCCAGGCCCGGCUGCGGAGCGGAGGAGCCCGCGGCCGGAGAGGGCGGGGAAACACCGCGGGUGCCGAGAGCCGGAUGAACGCCUGGACGCGGUCGCCGGCAGCUCCUGUCCGCGACGCACGGCCCCCACGGUAUCCCGAGGACCGUCACGACGGCACCAGCAACGGGACUGCACGGUUGCCCCAGCUGGGCACUGUAGGUCAAUCUCCCUACACGAGCGCCCCGCCGCUGUCCCACACCCCCAAUGCCGACUUCCAGCCCCCCUAUUUUCCCCCACCCUACCAGCCUAUCUACCCCCAGUCGCAAGAUCCUUACUCCCACGUCAACGACCCCUACAGCCUGAACCCCUUGCACGCCCAGCCGCAGCCGCAGCACCCGGGCUGGCCCGGCCAGAGGCAGAGCCAGGAGUCAGGGCUCCUGCACACGCACCGGGGGCUGCCCCACCAGUUGUCUGGCCUGGAUCCUCGCAGGGAUUACCGGCGACACGAGGACCUUCUGCACGGCCCACACGGGCUUGGCUCAGGACUCGGAGACCUCCCAAUCCACUCCUUACCUCAUGCCAUCGAGGACGUCCCGCAUGUAGAAGACCCGGGUAUUAACAUCCCAGAUCAAACUGUAAUUAAGAAAGGCCCCGUGUCCCUGUCCAAGUCCAACAGCAACGCCGUCUCCGCCAUCCCCAUUAACAAGGACAACCUCUUCGGCGGCGUCGUGAACCCCAACGAAGUCUUCUGUUCAGUUCCGGGUCGUCUCUCCCUUCUCAGCUCCACCUCGAAGUACAAGGUCACGGUGGCGGAAGUACAGCGGCGCCUCUCACCGCCCGAGUGUCUCAAUGCUUCGCUGCUGGGCGGAGUGCUGCGGAGGGCGAAGUCUAAAAAUGGAGGAAGAUCUUUGAGAGAAAAACUGGACAAAAUAGGAUUAAAUCUGCCAGCAGGGAGACGUAAAGCUGCCAAUGUCACUCUGCUCACAUCACUAGUGGAGGGAGAAGCUGUCCACCUCGCCAGGGACUUUGGGUACGUGUGCGAAACUGAAUUUCCUGCCAAAGCAGUAGCUGAAUUUCUCAACCGACAACAUUCCGAUCCCAAUGAGCAAGUGACAAGAAAAAACAUGCUCCUGGCUACAAAACAGAUAUGCAAAGAGUUCACCGACCUGCUGGCUCAGGACCGAUCUCCCCUGGGGAACUCGCGGCCCAACCCCAUCCUGGAGCCCGGCAUCCAGAGCUGCUUGACCCACUUCAACCUCAUCUCCCACGGCUUCGGCAGCCCGGCUGUGUGCGCCGCGGUCACGGCCCUGCAGAACUAUCUCACCGAGGCCCUCAAGGCCAUGGACAAAAUGUACCUCAGCAACAACCCCAACAGCCACACGGACAACAGCGCCAAAAGCAGUGACAAAGAGGAGAAACACAGAAAGUGACAGCUCCGGGAUCAGCAAACCCCUACUGCUGCUACUGCUGCUGCUGCUGCUACUGCUGCCACCUUCAGUCCUCCAGUCUGGGAGUCUGGGGACUGCUCUCCACUGUCAGUGGGGCAGCCCCUGCCUCAACUUUCCCGUCAGCACCAACUCCCAUUUGCCCUCAUGUGGAGCCUAAGAGAACAGGACAGGCCAUGAAGCCAGCAAAGAAAAGUUCUGUCCGAGUUUGUGAACCUUUUUUUUUUUUAAAUACGCCUCCCCCCCCCAAUCAACAAUGGCAACAACAACAAAAAAUUUAAACUUUUUUUCUAAAAAAAGAACGUAAAAAAAAAAAUUAUAUGAGCUUCAUGGGACUGAAUCACCACCUUCCUUUACAUACUUCAGUUGAGAUUGUAGCCAUACUUUAAAAAAACAGGCAAAAAGGAUAAUGACAUUUUUAUCAGUAUUGUGAAUAAACUUGAACACAAAUACACGAAGUUCCAUGUCAUGUCUUCAGUUGUAGAAGUUUUUCCUCUUCAAGGUAAAGCGACCAACUUGAACUUUCUCUGGCAACACGAUUCACAGUUAUAUAAGGGAAUCAGUGUUCAUGUCUCUGUAUAUAUUUAUUUAUGUGUAAUUUAAUGGGAAUUGUAAAUAUGGUGAGUCUGUUUUAAGCCUUUUUUUAUUUAUCUGGUGAUCCCGUUUACCUCUUGUUUAGUGGGUUUUGAAUCUUCCCUAUUAGUUCUUCAUGUGGUUCAUGGUACUUAUUUAGAAAUUCAAGGUUUGGGGGAUUUGUUUUCCUCUGGGAUUCAUGAAUUUAGCCCUGUUGUAGCAUGUUAAAGACGACAAUGAAACAGCUGAACAAAUAAAAAGUAAAAUAAAAUUUUAUAUACAAUUAGUAUUACAUUUAGCUUUUCAUUGAACUGAAAGAGAAAUUGAUAUUGGAUCCUGGAAAGAUUUUUAAACUUAAAUGGUUCGAGAACUCUUCUAUGUAUUGUGGGGAGAAAAAAAAAGUUAAUUUUUUCCCACUGUCCUCCCUUUAAAGCACCAUUUGAGCAAUAAAUGAGUAUUGUCCUUAAACCAAGGGUUAGGGAAUUCUCUUCUCUCUCUCUCUCUUUUUGUUCAAAAAACUUCAAACAUUUGGGACCACCUGGUAUUCUGUAUUUUCACUGGCCAUUUUGGAAGCAGUUCUAGUUGUAUUGUAUUGAGUUGUGCUGGCAGUAGUUUCCAAGCCUGUCAAUGUAUCAUAGUCCUUUGUUGCCCAGAUAAAUAAAUAUUUGAUACGCUUUAUGUCGAUUUUUUUUUAUUCAGUGGCUGUCUUUACCCAGGCGUAUUUUUGUUCUUGGCAGUAUUUUUUAUUCAGUAUGGUUACAGUAAUUGAGUUUAACUCUCCCUUGGCAAUUGCUCCUUGCAAUAAGCAGCUGAACCCAUUGUUUCCCUCAAGUAUAAUAAAAACUUACUUUCAACUUGGAGUUCAGAGCAGGGUAUCAUUUAGAUAUUC